Molecule: messenger RNA, 3959 nt
Organism: Dendronephthya gigantea
Lineage: Eukaryota; Metazoa; Cnidaria; Anthozoa; Malacalcyonacea; Nephtheidae
Product: epithelial splicing regulatory protein 1-like
Exons: 12
Coding region: 103-2247 (714 amino acids)
Cellular component (GO): ribonucleoprotein complex
Molecular function (GO): RNA binding
Source: RefSeq, a predicted model, not a curated record
GGCUCAGGUGACUUCGUUGCCAGUGAUAUUUGCUGCAUUGAGCGAAGCGCAGCGUAAUUGUCGCAGGUCUACAGCCGUCCGUAUAAGUCGUCCUUGCUCAAUAUGCUCGACGAAGAUUCGCCUAGAAUGGUUAUCGUAGCUUGCGAACCUUCGCAAUGCGACGGGGAUAAUUUCGAUCGCUCCUUCGUGCUUGCAUACAUCGUUUACGAUCGAGCUCAUGACAAGACUUUGGCGAGUUUGGAGAGAAUCAUACGGCCCAGUGCGAGUCCGGAAAGGCCAGACGAUUUGCAGAACUGUGCUUCGGUCGAGUCGAACGACAGCGACGAAAGAAAUUGUUCGCUGGAAUUUUGGUUGCAAAAGUUGCAAGUUGAUGUUGGUGAAGACCCGGCUAUCGUUGUAACGUAUGGGCCAUUGGCAUUGCGGGAGUUCAUUCAUCCACGAGCCCAACAAGAGAAACUGAGCGUGCAAGAUUUGCUUCAUUCCUACGUCGACGUUGAAUUGAAUUUCAAGCGCAAAUAUCCUCAACAAGAAGGCGACGAGUUGAAAAAUGUUCAUCAAGUCGCGUCACAUUUAGGUGUCGAAAACACGUCAGAAAAUCCGCAGGGGCUUGAAUUUUGCCGUGUUCUGUUGGGCGUCAUGCAGCAAAUGCCACCGGAUGGAACAAUUCAGAUGAUUCAAACGCAGUAUUCUCAUCUUCCAAGUACGAACUCGUUGCAAGAAGACACGAUAGCACACGUUCAAGGUUUCUCUCCAAAUACCACCGAGUUUAAAUUGGCGCGGUUUUUUGCAGGUCUCAACAUUGAAAGUGGUGGUAUUGUGUUGUGUCCGACUGUGAGCCAUCGGCAGUUUGGCGAAGCAAUGGUGCGAUUUACGAACAAAGAACAGAGAGAUUUGGCUCUAAAUCGAAGCGGUAUGAAAUUUGGUUCCAGAAUCAUCGAGGUAUCAAAGGCAUCAAUACAAGAUUACACAAGAGUUAUGAACCAAGAUUAUGCAAACGGUUCACCGCAAGGCCUGAAUAAAUUUCUGCAUCUUGCUGUGAAUGACUCUGUGAUUGUGAGAAUGCGUGGAUUGCCAUAUAAUACGAAAGCUUCGGAAAUUGUAACGUUUUUUGGUGAAGAAUCACCUGUGUUUCACGAGCAACAAGGAGUUUUGUUCGUUUAUCACCCCGACGGAAGACCAACGGGAGACGCCUUUGUCCUAUUUGCAAACGCCGAACAUGGCAAACUCGCUUUAUCAAAACAUCGACAGACAAUCGGAAAGCGAUACGUUGAACUUUUUCAAAUGAGUAAACAAGAAGUAAUACAAGUGUUCACGAGGCAUACGAUACCAAAUAAUGGUUUUUCGUUCUCUGCCAUCCGAGGCAUACGACCAGCAGGGGUCGAGCCAUUGAACUCGGUACAAAACAAUGCAUAUUUAUCAAACGUCAGGAAUAUUGUUCGAUUACGAGGAUUGCCGUACUCAGCUUCGGUGCAAGACAUUCUUGAUUUCUUGGACGAGUUUGCGAAGUAUGUCUCGCCAGCUGGUGUCCACAUGGUUUACAAUUAUCAGUCGAGGCCAACGGGAGAUGCCUUUAUCGAGUUGAAGUCAGCUGAGCACGCCCAAAAAGCUUCGGAAUCCCUUCACAAGAAACACAUCGGAGAACGCUACAUUGAGGUAUUCCAAUGCUCCUCAUCCGACAUGAGACUUAUGUUGAUGAGUGGAAUCACUAGUAAUAAUAGACAUCCCAAUGCAUGGCUAAGUGCCUCAUAUUCACCACGAACACCCCCACAUGUACCCACCGCAUUCACGUACCCUCCGGCGCCGUCGAGCCCAUAUCCAGCCGUAUCCUCACCACAAAACGUCCGCCAUUCCUCGAAUUCGCCUCUAGCGAUCAUCAGUGUUCCUUCAUCGCCCACGGUAUCCCCAAGGGUAUAUAUGACGUCACCGGGAUACAUGACCUAUCCGUCACAGUCGUACAACGUGUUUAAUUUUUCAUACCCCCCAUCCAAUGUUCCCGUUGAUGGCAACAGCGUGCCGCAUACGCCACCAGUCAUGUCGCCCACGGCUUACGAUAGUUCAGCGGUUUUCUUUACGAACCCAAGUUAUCAGCAGGUACCUAACGAUUACGCAAUGACGCAAAUGGAACCCGUGUACGGCGUCCCUAUCAGUCCCUACAUGCCACCAUCUAAUGGUUAUUACCCCUCGGGAUCAGACACCCUACCUGACACAGUUCACGUUCCUGCGUAUGUUGAAACGUAUUCGGGAUGAAAGGAUAUCAUCAUUCCCCUCGUGAUGCAACCGAAAACAAAACAGAGUAUUCUUAUAAAAAAAAAGUAAAUUUAUUAUUAUAUUUAAAUUAUACAGAAAAAAUAAUUUACAUUGCAUGUGACGAACUUUAAAAUAUUGAUAUUAACAGACUUUUUACACAAGAACUUUUCAAGGGGUUCCUUUGUACCUCGAAAGAUGCGCUACAGGAGAUAUAAAACGACAAUAUUUUUACUCUUUCUUGCGCGUCAGGUUUUUGAAUCAUUAAAUAACUUUUUCAUCGAAUACGCCACUGUCGUAGAUCGCAAAGCAUUGUGGUCUAGUAACAAGUAGCUACCUAGAGUUUAACAAGCAUGCUGUAAACUUGUGAAAAACUGUUGAUAACUUCGAAGCAAUCUCGUACAAUUUGCCUGCGGUUGGAAUUUAAAGUGGGUUUUUUUCCUGUGUAGCCCGCAGAAACUAUAUUUUAAGAUAACCUUAACCUAGAAAUGUUCAAACGCAUUUGUAUUUCAAAGCGAUUUAUUUUCAUCAGUAUAGAUUUGGAUUGUUUUUACACAUGCACCAUAUAACCGAGGGAUUUUCGAUCGAGUUUAUUGUCAGAGUUCGGUCCAUUUUAUUGCUUUUAAACGCCGCAAAAUAGCCAGUGCACAUUUCAGCCGGUGUUUGACAUUCGCAGAUUUCUACGGUCGAUCAAUGUCUAACUAGCUUCAUACGUUUCCACUGACUUUUAAGACCAAUGAGAUUCUUUCCGUGGCUAAUACCACAAUGCAACGCGAUUCAAAAACAACGGCGCUGUCGACGAAAAGGUGGUUUACCGUAAAAAUACUUUAAUAAAUUCUUUCUGAUACCAAAUGAUCAGCAUGCUCUUGCAGUGGGGAGAUAUUAUUGGCAAAACGUGCGAGGUUCAGUGGGGGUGGUGUUUGCCAACUUUAUCUCUUCAUGCAUGUAACUUGUUUAUUCUCGUUACAUUUUGCAUGCUCUCAGAGAUUUGGUGAGAUUUGAGCGUGAAUAAAGAAGCAACAGUUGUCAGUUAUCUGCAAUCGUUGAUGGAGACUGGAUAUAUUGCAUCUUUUCUGCGCACUACUUUACUAAGUCAGGCUUUUGUAAGCCGCCUUUACACAACACUUAAUUUAAUGGCACUACGGACCUAAAAUUAUAAACGCAAUUAAUUCUUGUUCAGACUAUCGGUACCAAUCAAUCGUGGAAAAAAUUUACAGGGGGGGCAAUUUUAGCGCGCCGUUCCAAUAAAUUGAGUGAAGUGUAAACGAUGAUUAAAAUAAGUCGCGACUUGUUAUCUGAAGUUUGACUAUGGGUCAAAUUCAAAACACAGAUUCCAACCGUUUUUAACUAUCGAUAGGAAAGAUUAUUCACCAAAUAUACUCGACCUACUUUAGAAACCGAUUUCACGAAAAAUAUUCUGCUCCAAAUUUGUCCGAUUGAGCUCAAUGGAUUGCUCCAUCCAGUCCUUUCUUUGCAGAUCUGUGCCGGCGGUGGUCGGUUACCGACGUCAGACUGUCGACGAAAGUCGAGAGAAUUUAGCUAGACUAUCAACCUCUAUUUAUUUUCUCAAAAAUGUAAAUGCAAGUUGACAACUUUCUGAUAAUGUCGUGUACCACUCAUUACGUCAGUCAGUAACACGUGUAGAAUAUAUCUAUAGUAUAGAGAAAUUUUAAACAUACUUUUAAAAAUAGUCAAAUAUAUUUUGUAAUGUUUCA